CCCAACCAGCAUUGAGCCAGCGCCUUCGCAUGAGAGGAGACCCGUGCUCAGCAGUGGGACGUAUUGGGUUGAUGCUGAUGAGUUAUCUAUUGUUAUUUGUGUUGGAUUUCCAGGCAAUGGGAGCAAGCUCUCCUCUGCAGCCCAGAGAACAGCUAGCAGUUCACGACGCCAUGGCAUCAGCUAGGCAGCAAUUGCAGGCCACUGAACUUAGUGAUGCUUCACUGGCGCGGUGCAUAGAGGCGUCGGAUUCGCCGUUCCCUCACACAGAUCCUGAUUUGCUACUUUUGAAGGCAACCUCGGCAGCUAGCAUGCAAUGCCUUCUUCAAUGCUUGGGCAUUCUCCAUCGGCAGCAGCAAUACGCCACUGUCAACGUCACGGGAAAACUACCAGAAGAUUACCAUUAAAAAUUUCAAGCUGUUACAGAUGUUUAUUGGAGCUUAGAAUUGACUAUGUAAUAAUGUUUGAAAGUCGAGUUCGGAACUGAAUGAGAAGUACGGGAGAGCGGUGGUGAAGAUAAUGAUGAGUGAGCACUUAGACCAACAUACAAAAUGUUCACUGUUAAUAAAAAACUGCUGUAGAUUUUCGUUAUCAUGAUCACCAGCUGAUAUACAUUCGCACCUUUAUGUUAUGGCUUGUUUAUACGCAUUAAGUGACGACGUAAAACCAUAUUUUAACUUAAUUUUAAGUAGUCUAAUGUUUACACGUGUUUUAUUAUAGAUAUAAGUACUUUGACGAACUUCAAGUCACGCCUACCGGGGAACGCGCAGGGUGCGUGAGAGUCGGCUAUUUCGUCAAAAAAUAGAUUAGAUUCUAAUCCACUUAUCCAUCGAUGAUUACUUAACAGCUGUUAAGUGAUUGUUUACAAGCAUAAAUUAAGUUAAAAUUCAGUUAAUUAUUUCACUUAAUACCAUGUAAAAACCAGCCAUUAUAUCUUGUAAAAGAAGUUGGUACGCCUACUAAUGGCUAGAGUACAUAUAUCGUCGGUGUUUUGUAGAAAACUUUUUUUCUGAGUGUUUAAAUUUUUCACGACCUUUUAAAAUAAUUACGUCCUGUUUUAAAUUCAUUUUUAAAACUUGAACUGAAUUAAAACCAAAAGUGAAUUAAAAAAUGAAACCGACCCCAAAAGUUCGUGGUAUUUGCCAAGUUUUAUUGAAAUUGGUUACCGGAAGUGCGUGAAACCGAAAUCAUUCCUUAGUUUACCACCCUUACAGGUGAAAUAUUUUCUUAAAAUUUAAAUGGGACUUCAAAAUCGGUUUACAAAUUAUGAGUUAUCGCGUAACAUACAUAAAAAAAAUCGAAUUGAGAAUCCCUCUUUUUUUGAAGUAGGUUAAAAACAGGACGUAAAUAUUUUAAAACAGUCGUGUGUUAACGACUAACUAAUUGAAACAUGCGCCAGUGAAUAUCGUCAGAAAAAUUUUGUUGAAAUUAUCCCGUGUACAGCGUGACAUAACUGUUACGUAAACUGUCACUCCUCCCGCACCGCGCAGCUACCUCAGGAACCGACUCAGUUAAGCGGUAGGCCUUAGAGGAGUUGCCCUACUUGCUUUCUCGUCAGUCACUGACAGCAGACGACGAUAAAUUAGCUAUAGUCUGUCUUUUUUGAAGACGGAGUAAAAUGAUAGUUCAUUGCGCAAAAGUGUUGCCCGCUCGUGAACAGCUAGUGAUUGCCGUCAGUAAACAUUCUGUCGACUAUCGACUGAAUGUUGGUCACGCUUAUGCAAUAAAUAGGCCGAGCUUGUUUUAUUAUAAUCAUCCUCGACCCAUUAUUCAUCCAAUCAUUGGGCACGAGUUCAUUUGAAUUGUCGAUUUUUGUAAAUUCAUACAUAGGUACAAAUACAAUGUAUUUAGAAAUGUUUAUGAAAAUACUCUCAGUGCGGAGUACUUAAAAAAACCGACCUCGAAAGUACGUGGAAUUACGUCUAUUUGCCCAGUUUUAUUGAAAUAUCCCCUUGUUCGCCACUAGAUAGGACUUGACACAGAUAAUAAAAAUCGGUUCUCGCUACUCAAAGUAUAUUGAGAGAGAAAAACGCCUUGGAUUGGAUAAUAGCAAAAUCAACCAUUAAAAUAAUUGCUCCUUAUAAUAAAAUUUAGGCGCUAUUUAUUAAAAUGAAUCUUCAUGCGUGAAUGAAUCUUUAGGCGCGGUGUAGUGUGUUAAUAGCCAUAGAGGUAGAUGAUUUUCUUCAAAACCACUAUGGAGGUACCCUCUUUCCAACAAAAAAAGAAUCAUGAA
Molecule: messenger RNA, 2230 nt
Organism: Hyposmocoma kahamanoa
Lineage: Eukaryota; Metazoa; Arthropoda; Insecta; Lepidoptera; Cosmopterigidae
Exons: 3
Coding region: 30-404 (124 amino acids)
Source: RefSeq, a predicted model, not a curated record